Molecule: messenger RNA, 2924 nt
Organism: Exophiala viscosa
Lineage: Eukaryota; Fungi; Ascomycota; Eurotiomycetes; Chaetothyriales; Herpotrichiellaceae
Exons: 3
Coding region: 200-2806 (868 amino acids)
Source: RefSeq, a predicted model, not a curated record
UGAAAACUCAUAGUAGCCAUGAUGCAGUAAAAUCUACAGGAAGUAAACCUUACGACAUGCGCCUUGAUGGUCUUUUUGAGUGAAGGACAGGGGUGAUUCGUUGUUUGUUUACUUUGGCUUCACCUAAACGCCUCCUUUAGGGUUAAUAACCCUAGAUCCAUCCUUCCAGAGGUCAUCACCAGCGUCAAAUACUCUCAUCAUGCCACCUCGACGAAGUGCACGCUCGGUGAGCAGAAGGAGCUCUCCUCUCUCGGCUCGGGUCGCUCUUCCAGCUACCAGCAAUGAUGCGACGCAGAGCCAACGAGCCACAAGAUCCUCAAGUCGCGAAGUCAACACUGCACAACAACAGCUGCAGAACAUCACCAAUGUCCUGCAACCCGUCAGUGAAGAUCUUGAAUCGCAGGAUGUAGAUGAACUCGAUGACCCCGACGACCCCGACGAUUCUCUUUCGCGGGUAACCAGUUCUUCGGGGACGCGGAGUCAGCUCGCCGACCUGGACCGGGAGGCCAUAAUUGAAUUCCUCGUGGACCUCUAUGACGAUUCGACAAAGCUGAUCGUUCUGUUUGAAGGCCUCGAUGACAACGAACUGCGAGAACAAUGCGAAAGAAUACGGCAACCACAGUCAAUACAGCGGCGACGCUUCGAAGGCCGAGAGAAACACCUGCUGACCAGCGGAGAGCCCUACGUGAGCGUCGACUUCAUCAGAUUCGAUCACAUCCUCAUGAAGAUCGCUGAACUCGCUCGUUCAGAUGAUCUGGAAAGUCUGGGCGAUGGCGACUGGCGACCGGAUCCGGUUCUCUACCUUGCAAAUCUUGCUGUACAAUUGCUCAAAGUCUUCAGCCUGUCACCUGAUGAUCGCGCUAACUACGUCCACUACAUGUACCAGAGCUUCCCAAACCUAUUUGCAGGCAAACGGUCCUUCCCCAUCGAACCAGAGCUAUUCGAUAGUACUGUCGACCUGAGCAUUGAUAUUCUUACCCAAUUCUUUAUACAGGACGCAGCUGGAAGUGCAACCGAGGCGGCAUUCGAUCCGGACGAACUUGCGAACAUGAUAUUUUUGGGAGUUGAUGAAGAGCCGAGUAAGGCCUUCCCACACACAACCACCCGGGAAAGGUCCGUGAAACGUCUGCAGUCGAUCAGAGAGCAUUUCAGUACGGAUCCACAACAUGCUGUGGACUUCGGCGCUCUCAGGCAGCAGUUCUCUUGGUCUGACUUUCUUUUCUCCGUGGUCAAGUGGACAGUCGCUCGCAAGGCCCAGAUACAAGAGGCCAUCAAGGCCAGGGGAGGCGUCGAGGGGAUUCAGGAAAGGCUGCGCUCCGGGGAUUUCUUGCAUGAUGCAGACUUACUGGCAGGAGCUAGCCCUGAACCUGGGUCAGCUGCAAGUACAGGCGAAGAUGACGUGGUUGUUACUGGUAAGGUGAUAGAAACACCGCUGCGACAAACAACUUGGAAAGGUCCCGCAACCGGCAAAUCCCUGCGACUCGAGUCACAUAGACUCAAGGAGCUUAGACAAAAGUGGGCUGCCCGCACAUCCGGCCUCAGUGCCGAUCCCGUACUGGACGACCCUCCGGAGACCGAACGAGUAAUACCCCAAUCACCUACGCCGGUCGAGCAAGCUGAGGACGAGCCCGCUGGUGCAGACGAGGAAGUUGAACAAGUGGAAAGGAUAGAAGAAGUGCCUGCAGACGCAGUAUAUGGGGAUGGCGAAGCCGAAGAACAAGUGGAACUGGAUGAAGGGAAUGACGAGCCCGAGGAACCGACUGUGAGACCUGCUGAGGAAGAGAUCGUUCCCACACAACAGACACAAAUAAUCAUGGCAACACUUCGUAGGCAGCAAGAACAAAGCGAAAAGGAGAACAAGCAACAAGGACCCAUGGCAAGUCAAAAAUCAACACAGCCUUCCAAGAAACGUUCUUUGCUUGACCGCCAGGCGAAUGCACAGAAGGUCCCAUGGAGCGAAGUACCUGAGGAACCAUCGCCCCCUCCUGCUAGACCUCACAAACGUCUAAGGACAGGGUCUUCGCAUUCAGAGGAUUCAGAGGAUGACGACUUUCAAGUAGACACGCGUAUAGCGCAAGUCCUCCGAUCCAGCGCAGAAGGUAGCACCCGCCGAAGACCAGCACCGCUCAAUCCCAUCCGAGAACGACUACGACCUGCUGUCGAAGAGAGUAUCCACCGCGCUCUACCACCACGAACAGCACUCUCAUCGAAUCCUCAACGACACACCACCCUACCAUCAGCAUCGCAACCAUUGCAAUCACGAUCCAGCACACAACCACAGAAAGCACAAAGACCGGUUCAAUCAAGCCGUCCCACUCCCGAAACCCGCCUGCCUGCUUCCACUGCUCCAGUACACUCUCUAGCAUCAGCGCCUCGAUCUCCACCUCCGCCGAACGUUGACUACGAACGCAUCAAUCGCGAAGCAAAGCUCAAGACCCAGCAAUACAGAAUGUUAAAGGGACCGAAGAUCCAAGCCCGCAAAUUCUGGGAAGUGGAUGAAUGCCAGCGUUUGAUCGAGCUCAUCGAAUUGUGCAGCACCAGUUAUUCGAGGAUCUUGAGUGAAGACUUGGCUCAUCCCGAUGGACCGCUAUUGCAGUCCAGAAAUCAGGGCCAAUUAAAGGACAAGGCGCGGAACAUGAAGAUGGAUUAUUUAAAAGCGCGACAACGUCUCCCGAUAAACUUCGAGCACGUCGGCAUUGGCCAACGACUGGUCGACCAGCUGAAGGAACAGGGUAUCGACUAUGUCCAGGGACGAUUUGAGGGUCAAACCCCCCAAGACGAUGGUCUGGAGGAUUUCGACGAAUAAGAAUUGUCCUCACUAUUGUCUUUUGAUGCUUCAGGGAUAACGGUUGGCCUCGGAAAAGGGACAUGUUUGCAAUAGCGGGAUAAUGUUGGACAGCGUAGGCGCAGGAGGGAUUGCUUCA